Molecule: messenger RNA, 1507 nt
Organism: Cornus florida
Lineage: Eukaryota; Viridiplantae; Streptophyta; Magnoliopsida; Cornales; Cornaceae
Product: serine/arginine-rich SC35-like splicing factor SCL28
Exons: 6
Coding region: 150-653 (167 amino acids)
Molecular function (GO): RNA binding
Source: RefSeq, a predicted model, not a curated record
UUAAACGUGUCAAUCAGCACCUUGCGCAGUAAAUUGUUGUCCUGUUGAAUGCUUUUUUUUAGGGUUAGGGUUUUGCAAGAACCAAGUAAGAUAUAGCUCCAUCCAUCUAUCUGGGGUUCUAAUUUUCCUCUACAGAGAGAGGUGUAUCAAUGGGGAGGUACAGAAGCCGAAGCAGAAGCUAUAGCCCUAGGCGUAGCAGAAGCCCACUGCGACGCAAGCAAUACGAUGAUAGUCGGUCUAGCAGAGCCAGAAGAUCACCUGCCCCUUCUGGUCUUCUUAUUCGCAACAUCUCUCUACACGCAAGGCCAGAAGAUCUUAGAACCCGGUUUGAACGAUUUGGUCCACUAAAGGAUGUGUAUUUACCUAAGGAUUACUACACCGGGGAACCACGAGGAUUUGGAUUUGUGAAGUUCCGUUUUGCUGAAGAUGCAGCUGAAGCAAAGAAACAAAUGAACAAUACGGUUCUUGGCGGCCGUGAGAUAAGAAUUGUUUUUGCCGAGGAGAACAGAAAAACUCCUCAAGAAAUGCGUGGUGUUUCUCGAACAAGUAGUCGAGGAAGCUAUAGGAGGCGAAGUCCACCGAGAUCCCCAAGCCGCCGUCAUCGCUCUUACUCACCCUCACCUUCUCCAAUAAGAAGUGAUUUAAGAUUCUAAGUGAAAAAGAGAGACUUAAAGUAUUCAGAAUUAAUAAAGGGAAAGAGAAAGGGAUCAUAAAGUUGAAGAUUGCUUGCUUACCUUUUCUUCAAAGUCUCUCCAGAAGUUUCAUACUAAAUUCACCUUCAUCAACUAUAACCUAAAUUGCAUGGGCUUUCCUAUCAUCUGCUAUUUGGCUUGUAGAUUGUUCUAGCUCCUAAUCGAACCAACUAGUUAAACAUGGUGUGUUGAAUGAUCACAAUCACAAAAGAACAUCAAUUUUCUCUCUUAAUUUAAAUUGUAAGUUUGAUAUGUUGAUGUUGCAAACUAUCCAGUUAAAUAAAGAAUUUAAAGCUUAUAGUUGGCCAAAGAAAGAAUCAUCUUCAAAGAAGGGAAGCCAUUCAAAGUUUUUAGCGGUUGAGGUAUGAUGAAAAUGUCCAUGAAAAGAUAGUAUGAGGUUUUAAAAAGUUGGGCGAGAAGAGCUAUGAAGUUAUCAGAUGCUGAUCAACCCAGUACGCCAUUAUAAAGCCUUAAAAAGUGUUUGGAUCAAAGUUUCAUAUUUUUGUGCAGAAACUCUGAAAGGCAGGUAAAUGUCAUAUUCCAAUCACUUGGGUUUUCUAGUCAGGGUGUAAGUGAAAAUUCUCUUACUCUCUCGACAAAAUACAGAAUAUAUUUUCAUGAGUAAGUUUGUGCUGAAAUUGUUGUUUUUGAGGACUUAGUAUAUAAUUCUGAUUUGGAAAAAAGAUUAUAUCUUGUGAGAAACUAGAGAUACUUUUAAUUAGUCUGUUGUAUUUUCAGUUAAUAUUCAUCUAUUGGUGUUCUAUUUCUGAUUUCGUGAUUUUGACAUUUAAAAUUAUUCUUAGUUUUUUUUUUUU